AUCCAUGUAGUUAGUCAUGGAAUGCUAUGGUGUCAGUAAAGCCAAUGUCAAUCGAUUAAGUGCUGCAAAUGCCAACUCUUUUAUACCUCGCUGUACGGUUCAUUUAAAAAGUACCCGUCAAUUAGUCAGAAAAGAUAAGGAUUGCGAUAGAGCAGCGUUGUCAUUAAGUGGUCGGUAGUUUCAGUGCAUGUCCCAGCGCAAACAUGAACAGCACAUGGGUGGGCACGACUCCAGACACGGAAAGCGUAACCCCGCCACCAGACUUUGGGGUGGUGGUGACCCAAAUACCCACUUACACCCUCAACGGGGUGGGGGCAGGCGCACUGCCGCUAACUGUGGACUGGAAGCCGAUGAGGGUGCGGUGCCCGUCUUGCAAGGGUGAGGUCACAACCAGUCUGGUCACCGCCCCCACCCGGAAAACCCACCUGUGUGCUCUGACCUUGUACAUUUGCUGCUGCUGGCCCUUCGUGUGCCUGCCCUACUUCAUCAACUACUGCAAGAGUGUCCAGCACUACUGCCCCAACUGUGGAUGCCACAUUGGGAGCUAUGCUGUUUGAAAUAACCAACUUUUUUGCACUGCCAACCAGCAUUUACGGUCUUAUUAUCAAGGACUUCAAGACCAUUCGGGGAUAUAUAUUUUAUAUCUUACAGUUUUUUUAACAUUAACUUGUUAAUCUGAGUUCUGGUUUAACUUCAAUUAACAUUUUAACAAAUAAAAUAAAUGAGCCACAAAUAAAUGCCCUA
Messenger RNA from Drosophila rhopaloa, 744 nucleotides. RefSeq names its product lipopolysaccharide-induced tumor necrosis factor-alpha factor homolog. Lineage: Eukaryota; Metazoa; Arthropoda; Insecta; Diptera; Drosophilidae. The transcript has 2 exons. Bases 204 to 557 code for a protein of 117 amino acids. The record is from RefSeq and is a predicted model, not a curated record. Gene Ontology annotation, molecular function: zinc ion binding.